This is a messenger RNA of Centropristis striata (black sea bass), 3615 nucleotides long. RefSeq names its product cingulin-like protein 1. Gene Ontology annotation, cellular component: myosin complex. The record is from RefSeq and is a predicted model, not a curated record. The transcript has 19 exons. Bases 86 to 3268 code for a protein of 1060 amino acids. NCBI's taxonomy places the organism in Eukaryota, Metazoa, Chordata, Actinopteri, Perciformes, Serranidae.
CAGGACAGUCUGAGCGGACAGAGGAGGAGGAGGAGGAGGACUCUGUUCAACACUCAGACAGGACAUACAGCUGUUCAGAGUCACGAUGGAGUCUCACAGACUGAGCGGCUCUCUGGACGUCAGGAUACAGAGGAGCUAUGUGCAGCCACACAGUCCCAGAGGCAGCCAGGACAACUUGUUUGGAGUCAGGGUGCAGAUCCAAGGGAUAAAAGGUCAACCCUAUGUGGUUCUGAACAGUUCUGGCCAGGAGAUCCACCGGGACGUCUCAGUCAUCACUCACCAGGCGGGGUACAAUCCCGGCAUGGUGAGGAGGUCUGUGGAUGAAAGACACUCCCCCUCUGAGUCACAGAGGAUGGCAGCCUCCUCCGUGUUUAAUUAUCAGAAACACCCAGAGAUUCUGAGACCUUACGACCCUGAAAGUAAUAACAUGAGCGUAGUCCUUCCUUCAGCCGCUCGACCUGAACUAAAAACCGGCCUUCUGCCUGAGACUCCUAAUGGAAACAAACCCAGGAUCCCCCUGCCUUCUGAAGGCCACGUAGUCGACCAGAGUGAGGUGGUCCCGAAUAAGACAGUCCCUGCAAGGUCCCCAAACUCAGUGGACGCAGACCCCUUCUUAUCUGUAGGGAAGCUAAUAAGCCAGUUCAACAGCAGCCAGCGGAGGGGAAGGGGAGGCCCGAGGAACCGUCUGGACCCAGAGCAGUGUCGAAGGUCACGCAGCGUGGACAGCGGUCGAACCUCGGACUCGUCUUCAUCCUCCUCUUCCUCCAGCAGAGCUUCAUCUCUGAAGGCCGUCAGGGGCGAGACCCCAGGUGGGAUUUAUCCUCCGGGGUCAGCCAGGGCCCGACUCCUCGGCGGAGAAGCCUCUGUGCCAAAGGAGGAGAACAAAUCCAGCACACUUCCUCAAGUACAUCAUGGAAAAGAUAUGAUGUCCUUACAUGCUGCUAAAUUACUUCACAGAGCAGAGAAACCCUCCCGCUCCAGGUCAUGCAGUGACCAGACAGAUGAAUCUGAUGAAAGGGAUACACAGGUAACUCCUGAUCUUCUGAAAGGACAGCAAGAACUCUCAGUAGAUCCACCUGAAGACACAGCCAAACAAAUACUGUUCUCUUACCUCAAGGACGGGACGACUGAUGAUGACUCCACCACUCAGAAGAAAGUCACCCUGCUGCUAGAAAAGGUCAACAAGGUCAAGUGGAAGACUGCUGAAAAUGUGGAGGAGGAGGAGAAUGAUUAUUCAGCUGAUGUGAAGUUUUUGCAGGAUAAACAGGCUUCGUUGGAGAAAGAAGUGUCUGAAUUAAAGCAAAAACUGGAAACAGAGAUUAAGAAUGAAAAGACUCUGGCCAUAGCCUGUGAGAAGGCGAGGGCAGAGAAGAAGAAACUUCAGGAAGAGUUGGCCAAAAGUCAGAAGGAGCUUUACACACUCAGCGUCAGACUGGCUGAGAUCGAGGACCAACUUCAGUCAACCAAACAGGAGCUGACUCAGAUGAAGGCAGAGAGAGACAGAUCUAAGACGGAGAUGAAAGACCUUCAGCAGCAGCUCUCCGAGAUGCACGAUGAGCUGGACCAAGCCAAGAAGGCCGAGGUGAUAAAUACAGCGAAACAAGUCCUCCUGGAGGAGAUGGCACAGCUGCGUGAAGACUUUCAGGAGAUGCUGCAGGUGAAGGAGGAGCAGGAGGAGGUGCUGCACCACAGGGAGAGGGAGCUCGGCGCCCUGAAGGGGGCGCUCAAAGAGGAGGUGGAGACUCAUGAUACAUACAUGGCCGCUCUGAAAGAGGAAUAUGAAAAUGAGCUUGAAAAGCUGCUCCGGGAUUUAGAACUGGCCAAAGAGGGCAGCACUCUGCUGGGUCAAGAGAAGGUGGAGGUAGAGAAGGAGAGAAUUGCAGCUAAGGUGCAGUUGAAAGAGCUGAGCCAGGACAGAGAUCAGCUGAGAGGGAAGGUGCAGGAGAUGAGCAACAAGGUGGAUCAGCUGAGUCAGACCAUCCAGGAGUGUAAGACCACAGAGAGGCUGCUGGAGCAGAGAGCAAAGCAGCUGGAGAGAGAAAAGCUGCAGGUUGAGGAUGUGCUGAAAGACGUGAGGAGGAAUGAGGAGGAGAUGUGUCAGUCGAACCAGUCGCUGCUCACCCGCUUGGAGGACGUGCAGAGUAAGUUGACCAAGCUGAAUCAUGAGCACAGGGACCUGAAGGAGAAGCUUAAAGAGGAGAGGAAACAAAUAGAGGAGCUAUGGAACAUAAAAACUGAGCUGGAGGAUGAGAGGAGGCUGCAGGACAGGACUGUGGAGCAACUGCAGAGGAAGAUGAACAGCAUCAUGGAGGAGUGUGAAGCGUCUACAGAUGUACUUCAGAGCCAGGUCGACGAGGCCAGAGAGAAGAGUCAGAGGGAGUUGGACGAGCUGCGGAGACAGCUGCAGGAAAAGGGAGUAGAGCUGGAGAAAUCCCGUCAGGCAGCCAAAAAACUUCAGGAAGAGCUGCUUCCUCUGGAGGAGGAUCUGCGGCGCUGUCGCAGGGAGCAGCAGGAGGCCCAGCUGAGGGGCCGGCAGCUGGAGCAGAGGGCGGAGGAGCUGGAGGAGAGGAACGCAGCCACGGUGGGAGAGCGAGAGCGCCAGGUCAAACUCAUGGAGGGACGCGUCAGCCAACUAGAAGAAGAUCUUAAUGAUGAGCGCAGCAGUGCUGACCGCCUGAUGGAACGCUUUGACAAAACCAAAGAGCAGAUGGAUCAGAUGAGGAGUGAGCUGAUGCAGGAGAGAGCAGUUAGACAGGACCUGGAGUGUGACAAGAUGAGCCUGGAGAGACAGAAUAAAGACCUGAGGAGCAGAGUGACUCACCUGGAAGGAUCUCAGAGGACCAAUCAGGAUUCGCUCGUCUCCAAACUUAACAGCCGCAUCCAGGAGCUUGAGGAAAGGUUGCAAGGAGAGGAGAGAGACAACAACAGCUUGCAACAAGCAAACCGCAAGCUGGAGCGUAAGGUGAAGGAGAUGAAGAUGCAGACGGACGAGGAACACAUCAACCUGCAGACCCAGAGGGACCAGCUGACUCAGAGACUGAAGACGGCGAAGAGGCAGAUGGAUGAAGCGGAGGAGGAGAUCGAGCGUCUGGAACACUCUAAGAAGAAGCUGCAGAGAGAACUGGAUGAUCAGAUUGAGGCCAACGAGCAGCUUCAUGGCCAACUGAGCUCCCUGCGGAACGAGAUGAGGCGUAAGAGGAAAUCACCUCCUCUCAUUAAGGUCGUGGAGGACGAUGGGAACGACUUGGAUGAGUUUGGAUCUGAUUGACAGACAAACAAACUGCUGCCCAACAACAAUUUCUGGACUUUGAAGAAAGAAAUGUUGGACUCACUGUGAAACAGCCUUAUAUAUCAUAAUUCCAUUAACAAACUCAGGUGUGAUUUCAUGAUGUUUCCAGUUGUGAACAGUGCAGCACCUCUCCAAGGCUGACCUCUUGUGGCAACAUGUUUAAUUACAACACCUGACGAACUCAUGUUUUUUUACAAUGCAACAGACUGACUUAUUUACCCUUACUCAACUUGAUUCAUUUGUUCUCUAAGUUAUUCCUUUCUGGUGUGAGUUAAUAUGAUGCAAACUGCAAAUCUUAAACUAAAAAAAUAAAUGUGUGAAAGAUA